CCGCGUUUGCGGGGCGGACGCCGCGGCCACGGCGCUGUCGGACACCUCGGAGCCGACCCCGCUGCCCGCGCACGGGCCAUGUGGGCCGCCAGGCUGCUCCGCUCAGCGUGGGGUGCAGCGGCCGGCUCCGCGCUCAGCUCGCCGCCGUCCCGCGCCCUCCAGUCCUGGGGCAGCCACUGGCAGACCUCGGUGCUGGCGUUCAAGGCCUCCAUCCCCAUGAGAGCAGAGCCCCUAAGGAAAAAGAAGAAGAUGGAUCCAAAAAGAGAGCAACGGGCAAGGGAGCGUUUGAAAAAGAAGAUAAGAAAGUUGGAGAAAGCUAUCCCAGAACUGAUUCCCAUUGAGGACUUCAUAACACCAAGCAAAUAUUUGGAGAGCACCAGGGUCCGAAGUGCCUCCCCGCUGUCCUUUGAGGAGAGCGAGAGACGUGCCCUACUAAUGAAGAAAUGGACCCUGUACAAGCAAAAACAGCACAAGGCAGAGAUGAAAACAGUUACCAUGCUUGUAGCAGCCCAGGAGGAAGCACUAAGGGAACUGCGUCUGGAAUCAGAAGAACUUUACCAAGCAGCAAUAAGGAGAGAUGUGGGACUGUUUCCUUUUGAGAGAGAGGGACCGAGUUACACACCACCAGCUCCUGGCUAUGAAGCUCCUGAUGGGAAAUGCAAUGAUGUCACCAAGGUGUACACACAAUGAGAUGGGGAGAGUUCACCAUUAGGCUGGCAGCAGAUGCUUAGUUUAUUAAAAGACACAACGGGAUUAAACUAAACUGUCUGUUUUGCUAUGUCAAAAAUUAUGAUUAACAUGGUUGUCAGGAAAUCCUCACAGAAAAUUAAAUUUCCACCUUUCCCUGCCCACUUUCUUUCUUAGAAUUAGCCAUCUUGCUAAUAAAAUGUCCAAUAAAAACUAAGUAAACUAGG
This is a messenger RNA of Alligator mississippiensis (American alligator), 914 nucleotides long. RefSeq names its product mitochondrial ribosomal protein L40 (gene MRPL40). The record is from RefSeq and is a predicted model, not a curated record. The transcript has 4 exons. The coding region runs from base 79 to 690 and encodes 203 amino acids. Gene Ontology annotation, cellular component: mitochondrial ribosome; mitochondrial large ribosomal subunit. Lineage: Eukaryota; Metazoa; Chordata; Crocodylia; Alligatoridae.